This is a messenger RNA of Suillus subaureus, 696 nucleotides long. RefSeq lists its product as uncharacterized. The coding region runs from base 21 to 458 and encodes 145 amino acids. The transcript has 3 exons. The record is from RefSeq and is a predicted model, not a curated record. Lineage: Eukaryota; Fungi; Basidiomycota; Agaricomycetes; Boletales; Suillaceae.
CUUGAACGCUAACACAACGAAUGCUCAGAACAAUACAGUUACUAUGUCUCAGAAAAAUAUCUCGCUACCCCUCGCCCUCACACCGUUCUCUUCGCACAUUUACCUGUCCCUUGCAUCCAUCAUCGGGCACACCUAAGCCCCAUAGCGCAGAGAGUUACUUCAAAGAUGCAGAUGAAACAGCUCCACAAGACCCUACAAUCCACUGCGUCGACGCUGCGUCAGAGGCAGUGCAGCGUCCUUACCAGCCACCUUCAGGACAGUGGAGUCAGGCGGGGGUCAGGACCAGCGAGUAUGAAUAUGUUAGCAAAGACGAGCCGCAUGACGUGCCCAAUGAGCAAGCAAAUGAGAACAAACUGAGAUACGAUGGCACCGAGAAACUAUAUCCUGAGACUAGUCAUUCUGGGGAGGUCCAGAGGGUCAAUCAAGGGGAGGACGCAAACCAGGACGAAAGUCCCUGAACGUAAAUUCGUCUCGAAGGAUAUACCGCAGUUUCGAUGAAUCAUGAUAGACGUGUGCGUGUAAUGUUAGUAGUGGGAUGUAUUUAUUACGAAGCGUUUGACGUAGUAGUUGUAUGAAUAUCUGUAGUCGAGUGUCUUCCUCGGCGUUUAUGCCAUUCACAGUUACCUUUACCAAUCAAGCUAAAUUCAGCUGGUCAACUUGUACAGAGGUUACCUUAGGCGGUACAUUCAAGGCCCC